AUGAGUACAUCUAAAAAAACUACUGAUUUAAAUAUUGAGUCAACAGAUACAAAUGGUGAAAAGAAAAUAAGAAAACGUCCAUGGAGAAAUCGUGUACGAAUGUUGGCAAAAAAACGUACUGAAAAAGAGACAAUUAAAAAAUUAAAAGAAGCUGUACAAAGUGGAGAAAAAGAUGAGACAGAAUUGAGUGAAUUUAAAGCAUCUGUAAAAAGAAGAAAGAAGAAUGUUUCUAAAUCAGAAGAUGACUUAACAGAAGAUAAUAAAAUUGAAAAAGAUAGUAAAUCUGAAGAUUUAAAAAAAUUAUCAAAUUUAGAAGAUAAACUUAUUGGUGCACAAUUUCGUUUUAUUAAUGAAAAAUUAUAUAAGAUGCGUGGAAAUGAGGCAUAUGAAUUUUUUAAUAGUGAUCCUGAACAAUUUGCUAUUUAUCAUGAUGGUUACCGGCAUCAAGUAAAGAAAUGGCCAAUUAAUCCUGUAGAUCGUAUAAUUCAAAUGUUACGUGGAGAAGCAAAAGGAAAAGUUAUUGCAGAUAUGGGUUGUGGAGAUGCUAAAAUUGCAAAAGAAUUAGGUAAAAUGCAUAAAAUAUGGUCAUUUGAUCUUCAACAGACAAAUGAAUAUGUUACUCCAUGUAAUAUGUCACAUGUUCCACUUGAAGAUGAAUCAGUUGAUAUUGUUGUUUAUUGUUUAUCACUUAUGGGAACAAAUUUAGCAUCAUUUUUAAAAGAAGCUAAUCGUAUCUUGAAAAGUAAUGGUCAAUUAAUAAUAGCAGAGGUUGUUAGUAGAUUUAAAAGUAUUAGAUUAUUUACAAUUGCAUUAGGAAAGUUAGGUUUUGAAGUAGAAUCAAAGAAAAUUUUAAAUAACUUUUUCUCUAUAAUUAUUUGUAAGAAAAGUAGUACUGUUAAAGCUAAACGACCAUUUGGAUUAAAACUUGAACCUUGUUUAUAUAAAAAACGUUAA
This is a messenger RNA of Strongyloides ratti, 954 nucleotides long. RefSeq names its product Ribosomal RNA-processing protein 8. Gene Ontology annotation, cellular component: nucleolus; chromatin silencing complex; rDNA heterochromatin. The record is from RefSeq and is a predicted model, not a curated record. Lineage: Eukaryota; Metazoa; Nematoda; Chromadorea; Rhabditida; Strongyloididae. Gene Ontology annotation, molecular function: methyltransferase activity. Gene Ontology annotation, biological process: cellular response to glucose starvation; regulation of transcription by glucose; rDNA heterochromatin formation. The transcript has a single exon. The coding region runs from base 1 to 954 and encodes 317 amino acids.